This is a messenger RNA of Leptopilina boulardi, 2193 nucleotides long. RefSeq names its product piggyBac transposable element-derived protein 4-like. The transcript is spliced from 8 exons. Lineage: Eukaryota; Metazoa; Arthropoda; Insecta; Hymenoptera; Figitidae. Gene Ontology annotation, molecular function: DNA binding. Bases 1 to 2193 code for a protein of 730 amino acids. The record is from RefSeq and is a predicted model, not a curated record.
AUGCUGACUCGCCAAAGAUUUAAUGCUGCCAAACUCCUGGAGGUUGAGGGGAAUACAUCAAAAGAAACUUGUUCAUCAGAUGAUAAUGCAGAAGAUGAAAUGAAUUAUUCUGAACACGACACCAAAUCUACUUUCUCAGACUAUUCAGGAAAUUCUGAGGACUCAAACGAUAAUAAUUGGGUUUCUGAUAAUAAAAACGCGAAACAGAAAAAGCAACCUGUGCGAAAAAAAGUUGGUCCUUCAAAAUUGGUAAAUGAAGUGAAAUCAGCGGAAGUUCCUUCCAAACCAAUUUCUACUAGUGGGAAGGAAAGCGUUGCUUCUGGUGGAAAUGUAACAAAAAAAUCCAGUUCAAAAAACUCGAAUUAUUCAAAGCAAGGCAUUUCCAAUUCGAAAAAUAAUGCUGCUCAGACGUUCUAUUUAGAAGAAAUUCUAAAGGAGAUUGUAAUUUGUACAAACAUUCGAUUGCUCUAUAAGCGAAACAAUAAUAAUGCAACGGAGAAAGGAAAUAAUGAGGACACAACUAUACCUAAAAUCAGAGCUCUGUUUGGAAUAUUGUAUAUGGCCGGUGUCUUGCAAAUGUCUCGUACAAAUUCACAAGAGCUUUGGAGUAAUAGCGAUACUACAGCGCCACAAUUUUUUCGUCUAGUAAUGAGCCAGAAUCGAUUUAAGGUUUUAUUGAGUACUCUACGUUUUGAUAAUAUUGAAACGAGGGAAGAGAGACGUGCUCUUGAUAAACUUGCACCUAUCCGGAAAAUAUUCGAUGAUUUCAAUAAAAGAUUGCCUGAAUUGUACAUACCAGGAGAAUGCUGUACCAUCGAUGAAAUGUUACUGGCUUUUCGGGGAAGGUGCCCGUUUAAACAGUAUAUUCCCAGCAAGCUGGCAAAAUAUGGUAUAAAAAUUUUUAGUCUUGCCGAUGCCCAUACAUUCUACACCAUCAAAAUGGAAGUAUACCUUGGAGUACAACCUGAUGGGCCAUUCUACGUUGAUAACAAACCGAGCAAUGUAGUCAAAAGAUUGGCGAUCCCGAUUGCGAACUCGAACAGAAAUAUAAUAUUUGACAACUGGUUCACUUCAUUUCCACUGAUCGAAGAACUUCUUAAUGAUUACAAUUUGACAGCAGUGGGUACUGUGAGACAAAACAAACGAGAGCUUCCACCGACUUUCGUGCAAACUAAAAGCAGGGCUGUUAAAUCCACUCUCUUUGGUUAUCAACAAAAUGCUGUUCUUCUCUCCCACGUGCCAAAGAAAAACAAAUCAGUCGUUCUUGUUUCCACUGUGCACGACACGGGUGAAAUCGAUCAUUCAACUGGCGAGAAAUUUUUACCAGAAAUAAUUUCAUUUUACAAUUCAACAAAGGGUGGCGUUGACGUUGUUGACAAACUUUCAGCGAAAUAUAACGUCGCUCGGGAUACUUACAGAUGGCCACUUGUAAUAUUCUUUGGAAUUCUAAACGUUGCAGGCAUCAACAGUUUCGUCAUCUAUUCUCUAAAUUCCGCGAAAGAAAUUCAGAGAAGGACAUUCUUGAAGACUUUGGCCCAUGAAUUGGCGAAACCUCAAGUUUUACAAAGAUCUUCAAUUCGAUCACUUCAAUUCAACCUGCGAAAGGAGAUGCAAAGAUACCUUGGAUUAGAUCAAGGAUCAGUUUUAGCACUUGAAGGAUCAAAUAUAUUAGGAUCAAGUUUAGGACUUGAUGAAUCUCAUCUCUUAGGAUCAGUUUUAGCACUUGAAGGAUCAAAUAUAUUAGGAUCAAAUGACAAAGAGUGGUUAAAAACACUGGAAGUCAAUGCUGCAGGUUACAUUUGCGGACAAAAAAUGCUGAAUGCUGCGCGAAAAGCUCCAAAUGAACAACCUGCAGUUGCAGAAGGAGCUAUAAAUGAAGAACCAAAAGAUGACAGUUCGCUUCAAGAUGCUGAAAACGAUGCGCAGAUUCCUGAAGUUAAUGAAAAUAAAGUUGAAAUUAUUGAAGGAAGUGGUAUCUUUGUUACUCUGAUGGAAGAAAAAAAUUUAAUGUCCUUGAAAAAUAACCCCAAAAAAAUGACAACUAAAUUAGUGGUGUAUUUAUUUGGGAAAGAAAAAUUAAAAUCAAUGUCCCGAACGGGAAAGAGGAAUCAUGAGGCUAUCCCUGAAAACGUUUUAAACACUGUAGAAGGUAAAUUUUCGUAUUUCGACAUAGCCGUGAAGAGAAAAGGCUAA